AAGGUGUGUGAUGUCUGUACGGAGUGCGUGGAUGUGUGCGUAGGGGUGUGUGUGCCUCUCUGUGUGACUGUAUAUACUGUGCGUGUCUGUGAGGGGCGUGUGUGUGUGCGCGUGUGUGGAGAGACAGGGAAGGUUGGGAGCUCAUGGAGCUUGGGUCUGAACCCGAGUAAGGGAGGGCAUUCGGCAGAAUCGGGUGUGUGUGUGUGCGUGUACACGUGUGUGUGCAGGGUGAGUGGGUGAGUGUGUCACGGGAGCUAGGUGUGGCCAUGUGUGUGAUGUAAGGGUGCCGGGUGCACGUGUGUCCCUGGCUUACCCUCCCCUUCCCCCACCAGAUGUGUGUGCGUGGAGGGGAUGUUGGGGGGGAAGGUCGGACUCCACUGCAGCAGCCCCUUGCCCGGCUUGCCUGCCUGGCCAUCUUCCCCAGGAAGCCAGAGCCGGCCAAGCUGCCCCUCCCCCAAACACUUCUAGGGUUAAGGGAAAGGGAGCAGGCCAAGCCCCUGGAAAGAGGGGACAGGCUGAAGGGACCGCUUCUGCCAGACCAGGGCCCCCUGCUUCUCUGGCGGGAGCCUGGCUGCCUUCCCCAGCUCGCCAGAUCAUCCAGCCCUGGGCUUUGCCCCUCCCAGGGCCCCGUGUUCUCUGGGCUCUGAGUGAGAGACAGUGCCAACACCGUAGCUUAGGGCCCCAGGUGGGCGUGGGAGCAGGUUGAGACUCCUCUGUGAGGGUUUGCUUGUUCACAAUUGUAUUAGCAGAAGGGUGCUUGGCACAUAGUAGGCCUCAAUAAAUAUCUGAUUUAUUGGAGAGGAGAGAGGGAGGACCAGAGGACAGGAGAGAGGGAGGAAAGGGAUCUGAGUCUGGGAAUCAGCUAUCAGGUGAGGAUGAGGGCAGCUGGUUGCCAUCAGAGCCCAGUCUGGUAGGGGAGCAGGGCUUUAGGGGGAGGGGAGGGAACCCACAGGAGAGAGAUCUGUUCUGGGGCCUGAAUGGAGGAAGUAGCUGGCAACUCUCCUUGGGCAGAGCUCUUUGCAUCCUGCCCCCCACCACCUGCUUCUCUGUGACCAGCAGCCUCUCUCAGGGGGCAUCUGGUCUCAGGCAGCCAGGGCUCAUAGCGCCUCUCCUCUCUCCAGGACCUUCAAGCUCAAAAGGUGCUGAAGAACUGAGCCCCUGCCCAUUGAGGCCACCCGAGGCCAGGUGGGGCCAUGGCAGGGCAUAGCUGUCUGGGGCUGGGGCUGUUCUGCUGGGUCCUGCUUGCUGUUCCAGUGGGGCCCCAGCCUGCCUCCUCCGUCACAGGUGUCCCUCUUACCACUCUGACCUCACCACCUCAGAGUGAGGCCUCUAUGCUGUCUCUCAACCUGGGACUUAACUUCAAAUUCCACCUUCGGGGACCUGCUGCUGCCUGGGCACUCCCUGUCACAGAGACCCAGCCGCUCUCUUCUGGGCCCAGCCGGGAGCCUGAGGAAGAGGUGGCCAGUGGGCUGAGGACUGAUCCCUUUUGGGAACUGCUAGUGGGCUCCCUUGGGAACUCCCCUCCAGAGUGGGGAUCUGCUGAAGGCAGCUCUACUCCCUGGACCUCCUCCCUGUCUCCAGAGUCCACAUCCCCCAUCUCUGGGCCCACUGACCGGCCCACUGCUCCCUAUCAGCCCAGGAUGGGCACCGUGACCUGGAACACUGCUCUGACAGCUACGGCACCUCCAUCCAGUGCUCCCAGGCUCCGCCAGAGUGAGCUGGAGCUGAAGUUUGACAUGGCGCUGAGAGCAGGUGCGGCCCCCACACUGGGGCAUCGAACGCUGCCCCUGCUGCCCAGCCUGAGGGCCAGUCUGGCAGAGAUUGCCGGGCGCCUGGGACCCUUUGGGUUCUUUGGCACUACUCUGUCCCCACUGCGGAACCUCUCAGGCCCAAGCCCCUUAGGCCCAACUCCAUCCCCAAGCUCUGCCUCUCAGGUUUCAGAUUCUCCAGGGUUCUUUGGCACCACUCUGUCCCCACCCCCCUUCCCCCUGGAGAGAAAGCUCCCAAGCUCAGGACCGUUGGACCCAGCUGCUUCCCUAAACUCUGCCACGAUGGCAACAGCAUCAGUAGACCCCACCAUCUCCACCUCUGGCCUAGAUGAAGCCUCUCCUGCCAGCCUUGGGAAGCCUUCGGUGGAGCCAGAGUGCGGGCCAGGGUCCUGCAGCAUUGCAGGACUGCCUGGAACCGAGGGGCAGCCUCCUGGGGCCCCGCUACCGCUCUUCUUCCUGACCCUGGAGGCCGACUGGGCGGAGGCCAGAGCUCGCUGGGGGCUGGCCUGGGAGGCCCACGUGUACGGGGUAGGCACGCUUUUCGGCCUGGUGGCCCUGCUGGCGCUGCUGGCCCUAGCCCUCCUGCCCUGGCGCUGCCCGCCCGGCGCCCCCUGCCUGGCGCUGCUGGACCUGCUCCUGCUCUCGGCCGGGACCACGCGGGCCUUCCCGCUCUUCUACGACGCCUACGGCCACCGCGACCGGCUGCCCCCGCUCGCCUGGCUGCUGCUGCAGGACCUGCCGCUGCCCUGCCUGGCCGCCGGCCUGGGCCUGGCCUGCCUGCUGCUGGCCCGCCCGCGCCCGCCGCGGUGUCCCGCCGGCCUGGCCGCGCUGCUGCUCCUGGGGCUGGGGCUGGCGGCCGCCGCCGCUGUGGGGAGCGCCGCCCACCGCCCGCUGCGGCCCCUGCGGCUGGCCUCCCGCGGGCUGCACGCCCUCCUCGCCGCCCUCCUCUCCGGGCUCCUGCUGGCGCUGUCCUGCUGGGGGGGCCGGCGGCGGCGGGCCGGGGCGCCCCUGGGAGGGUCUGGUUUCAAGGGCGCCACCCCCGUCCCGCAGGCGCGCAGCCCCUUCGCCCCGCGCGAGUCCUGGCGGUGCGCGGCCCGCACGGCCCCGGUGGCGGGCACUUUCGGGCUGCUGAGUGGAGCCCUGCAGGGCUACGAGGUGCUGCACGCCUUGGGCUAUGGCGGCCAGCCUGGCCUGGAGGGACCCUGGCCCUGGUGGACCUUCCAGCUAGGCCUGCGCUUGGGCGAGGUGGGCGUCGCGCUCCCGUUGGCGCUGCUGGGCCUCUACCCGGCGCUCAGCAGUCCCCGUGUGCCGCCGCGCUGCUGGGCCAAGCUCUUCCGCUUGUCCCCGGGCCACGCGGCCCCGCUGCUGCCCGGGGGCUGGGUCACCGGGCCUCCAGACAAGGAGCCCCUGGGUGGCGCCAUCGCCCGUGGCGACGCGGAGCUGCUGCAGCUGUGCGCCCUGGCUGGGCCAGGCCCCGAUCUCCUACUCCAGGGAGGCGGCUGCCGGGGCUUCGAAGGGGCGGCGGGAAACCCGGCCCCUUCUCCGGCCUCCUCCCCCUGCAGCGAUUACACCGUGGACUUCCGCCCGCCCUCCCCAAUCAACCUGCGGCGCAGCAUUGAGGAGGCCCUCUGCAGCGAGGCCCUGCUCACGCCCGGCCUCUUCCAGGGCCCUGCCUUCGGGGAAGCCCUGCCUGGGCUCGGCCUCUACCGCACCACCUCGCUGGGGGCGAAGACGCGGGCUGGGCCCAGUGGGAGGUCUGAGGAGGCCCCUGGCUCCUCUGCGCCCCAGGAGCUCCCCUCUCCCGGGGCCUGGCCCGCAGGCAGCAGCGCCUCUUCUGGCUCACUGUGCGGACUUUCGCGGGACAGCUCGUCCAUGCUGCUGUGCUCCAGCCCGGACAGGCCUCCACGCUGUCCACUGGUCUGCGUCCUCAGUCCACCCAGGCCCUCAGGGUGCAGCCCUAGCCUCCCGGGCUCAGGCUCCUACCAGGCUCUGUCCCCACCCUCCCGUGACUCCCCAGAGCCCACUCCUGAGCUGCAGGCCGCAGAGGCUUUGCUGCAGGAGCAGUUCCUGGACGCCUGCCGACAGAUCGAUGAGCUGAGUGUGGGCAGUGACACCAUAGACCUGUGAAGAGGCAGCCCCCUGGCUGCCCCAGCCUAUGCCCCCUCCUGACGCCUGCUCUGCCCGAGACCUGCACACUGUAACCCUUCCCCAAUCCUGCCUGGCUCAGAUACCUCCCCCUGCUUCCUUCCCCAUCCAGGGGUCCCUGGGUGGGUGGGUCAGCAGCCAGGUUCUAUUGAUUGGGAGUCAGUGCCACCUCCUCUGGAGCCCUGGGUGCGGAUCCCUCAGCUGCAAUGCUAGGCUGGCAGGGGUCCCACUUUCCUUGGCAUUCACCAGCAAUAAAGUUCCAAGGUGCUCCACUCCUGACCGCCACUCCCCAUUCUGGUGCUGAGUGAGAGGGGCUGUCCUCAGAGGACCCUCAGACUGGCUUCAGUCCCCACACCCACCUCUGCCAUGCCCAGGAAUCCCAUUACUGUGUGAGUGAGACUCCCUGUCCUCCACAGGGUCCUUCCCCAUAGAAGGGUCCCCCAUAGAAGGAUCCAUGGCCCAUCGAGGAGACUCUACAGCAGUUGGGUGGGAGGUGAGCGCUUUCAGAGUUAAUUUAUCAAUAAAAUAUU
Messenger RNA from Canis lupus familiaris (dog), 4444 nucleotides. RefSeq names its product proline rich transmembrane protein 4 (gene PRRT4). Lineage: Eukaryota; Metazoa; Chordata; Mammalia; Carnivora; Canidae. Bases 1194 to 3896 code for a protein of 900 amino acids. The record is from RefSeq and is a predicted model, not a curated record. The transcript has 4 exons.